Messenger RNA from Schistosoma margrebowiei, 1844 nucleotides. The record is from the annotation of a GenBank genome assembly. Lineage: Eukaryota; Metazoa; Platyhelminthes; Trematoda; Strigeidida; Schistosomatidae.
CGUCUUUAGAUCCUACAUCUCAUUCAUUGGACGUUGCUUCAUCAGUGCGCGUAGUCUAAAUAUUGGCAAAAUGAUAGUUGACGUUUGUUUGGUGUCAUUAUUUCUUGCUGUAGUGAAUGCUAGAAUUGAUUGUGGAAGCCGUGUGAAACUUGAAGUUGACUUUGAGAACAUCCAGUCGCAUGGAAUAUCUUAUAAGAAAGCAACCGUCAGGAAAACCACCCCAGUAAAUUUAGUUUUCAAUGUGAUUGCUGAGCGAAAGCCGAUAGAAAUCGAAUCAAUUGAUUGGACGUACAAUAAUGUAUCAAUCAAUAUUGGUGACAAUGAUAAUCAAGAUAUAUAUUAUUCAACUGAGAAAGUUAGCUCAGGUUUUACUAUUACAUUACAUAUCAAAGCGCCAACCUCCCGUGUUGCUGGGACCUGGAUUCUUACAGUAAAUGCAAAGGAUAAUUCUAAACAUGUUGGCUUUUGUUAUAUUUCGUCUCAACCUGUAAUUCGCUCCAGAUUUGGGGCUGUUCGUGGUCACGAAGGCAAUCCAUUAUCUGUUCUCUGUGAAGUUGAUGGCUUCCCAGAACCAAAUCAAGUUGUUUGGAGACGUGUAAUUGAAAAUGAAGAUGAUGCGACUAAGAACAGGCUAGUUUCUGUUAGCAAUGCUAUGUUCAAACCGCAUGAGAGCACUAAAGAUGCUAUUAUGGAAUGGACUGAUGCUUCAGAUGCUACUGGAUUUUAUAUGUGCACAGCAACAUCAACAUUAGGAUCAGACAGUUUAUUGCUGGAAGUUCGUAUCAAAAGUAAAUUGGCUCCUUUAUGGCCAUUCAUUGGAAUUAUAGCUGAAUUGGUGGUACUUGGUAUUAUAAUAUUGAUUUAUGAACGUACUCAAGCUAAACGUCGUCGUGAAGAAGAACGGACUACGUUGUUAAAACAAAAUCCAACAAAUGAUCGAUGUUAAACAAAUCCGCUAAUUCCUUGUGAUUGAAUCACAUCUGCGUUUGUUCACCUCGUUCCCUGUCAUGUGGUUUUCAGCGUCAGUAAUAGUCUCAUUUCAGUACUGUUUUCUUUUAAAAACAACAUUUAUUUGUGUGUUUGCUUGCUUUUUAUUUUUCUUCCUUAUCAAGUGGCAUAUGUUUGUACGUGUAUGUGUGUGUAUGCAAGUAUGCACGUGCUCAUGUUUGUAUCUAUGCCAUUAUUGGCAUUGAUACUUAGGUAUUCUCAUAUUCAGAUUGGCAAGAGUAUUAGCUCAUUUGUACGCCGACUGCUGUUAUUAUUAUUAUUAUUAUUAUUAACAUGAUAAAGGACAUGGAUAUUUGCUUUUAUUUUCACAUGUCACUUAAUUUCUUAUUCUGAUUGACACUUCAAAAAAAGAAAAGAAGACCUUAUAGUUUUACUCUAUGCGUACUGUUUAUCCUUAUUAUGAUUAAAAUUAUUAUCGUCGUUUUCUUUUUUGUGCUGUAUUACUUAUUUCUGUGUUUCCAGCAAAACCUCUUCACCAACUAAUUUAUCUGAUAUAUUUACUUGCCUAUAACAAAAAUGGGAAGAUUGUUUGUUUGUUCGUUUGUGUGUGUGUGUGUGUUGAAUACAGAUGAAUAUUUGAAUCCUACACAUAUACAUCUUCUCUAUACCGUGUAGUGUAAUGAAGAUAUACAACUUAUGUAAUCAUUGUUCGUUUUUUUCUUUAAUUAUUUAGUUAUAUCAUUAUUUUACCCUUAAAUGUAUAAUUUUAAUUUGUAUCUGAUUUGUUCAUUAUAUUUAUUCAUUGUGACUGGAUUGUUUGUUUGUUUGUUUUUCUGUACUCCUUUAGAACAGCUUUAUCUUACAAUAUAAAGAUAAAUAAAUUAUAUAUUUAGUUA